AACUAACCUUCGCAAACAAAUCGCCACAAUAAGCCAAGUCAUGAACUUGAAAGAUAAUGAACUGGAUCAGCUGGCCGAUUUUCUCGGCCAUGACAUUAGGGUGCAUAGGGAGUACUAUCGACUGCCCCAAUCAACAAUUCAGCUGGCUAAGAUCUCAAAACUGCUUAUGGCUAUGGAGAAGGGAAGUGUGAAGGAUAUCCAAGGAAAAUCUCUAGAUGAAAUCGGUGAUGACACAGAAGAUAUGGAUACAGGAUCACCGCAACUCCCUGAUGUUUCCACUCUGCAAGACAAUGAAGAAAUGUUGGCUUCUGGCACUUUGCCUCACCUCUCCGAGACCGCAGCUCAAGACAAUGAAGUAAUGUUGGCUUCUGGAACUUGUGGAUCGCCUCACCUCUCUGAGACCGCAGCUCAAGAUGACCUGUGGAACUCUGUCUGUGUGACUUCUAGUUCACCUCAUCUCCCUGACUCAGUCACUCAAGGUUUCCGUGUUUCAUCAAGACGGUGUGUGAAGAGACCAUGGUCUGAGGAGGAGAUACAAGCUGUGAUGAAACAUAUGAGGCCUUUUAUUGAAAACGGUGUCACUGUCACCAGUGAGCAGUGCCUGAAGUGCAAGGAAAAGGAACACCCUGUCUUGGAGACCAGAUCUAUACAAAACCUUCGAGAUUUUGUUCGCAACAGAGGCUUGACCUUUAAAAGGCGUUCAAAGGCUAAACGCUAAAUGCACUUUUGGCUAGCCUGAGACUUAGGUCUACUUUUUUCUUGCCAUGUUUUAGAAGUUGGUGUCUUGUUCUCGGAAAUUUAGGUCACUUCAUUUAUAUUGCUCACAGGCAGAUUUAUGUUUGUUUGUUUUGCUUUGUGGUUAGCCUGGACCUUUUAAUGUCAGGAUUCACUUUUAUUUUGCUUUAUUCAUUUCUACAAUGUUGUCCUUUGCUAAGGAACAGAU
Sardina pilchardus (European sardine) is the source of this 943-nucleotide messenger RNA. RefSeq lists its product as uncharacterized. The transcript is spliced from 6 exons. Bases 41 to 718 code for a protein of 225 amino acids. Lineage: Eukaryota; Metazoa; Chordata; Actinopteri; Clupeiformes; Clupeidae. The record is from RefSeq and is a predicted model, not a curated record.